Molecule: messenger RNA, 267 nt
Organism: Angiostrongylus costaricensis
Lineage: Eukaryota; Metazoa; Nematoda; Chromadorea; Rhabditida; Metastrongylidae
Source: the annotation of a GenBank genome assembly
AUGUCGAAGCCGCAUAUGUUUUUAAUCGCAAACGUCCGAUUCGGGUUUGUCAAUGUUUGUGGACAAAUUCAUGUUGACGAGAACACGGAUGCCGCCAACUCUACUGUCGCAUUUUCCGAGGAGCAGUUCUUCUCCGGUGUCAUAGACGGCGUUGAAAGGCUGGGUUCUUCUCGUUUCGGCCAGGCCGAUGACGUCGUACCUUAUCCUUCUUGCUUGCAUGAUAAGUCUUUUGUCGAGGACUCGGAUGCAAGUGUGCGUGCAUUGUAG